Molecule: messenger RNA, 522 nt
Organism: Megalops cyprinoides (Indo-Pacific tarpon)
Lineage: Eukaryota; Metazoa; Chordata; Actinopteri; Elopiformes; Megalopidae
Gene: lim2.1
Product: lens intrinsic membrane protein 2.1
Exons: 4
Coding region: 1-522 (173 amino acids)
Cellular component (GO): plasma membrane
Molecular function (GO): structural constituent of eye lens
Source: RefSeq, a predicted model, not a curated record
AUGUACAGCUUCAUGGGCGGCGGGCUAUUCUGUGCAGGCGUGGGGAAUAUACUCCUGAUUGUUUCCACAGCAACAGAUUACUGGAUGCAGUACCGACACUCAAACAACUACAUGCAUCAGGGCUUGUGGCGGUACUGUAUGCCUGGAAAAUGCUUCCCACACGCAGACAGCAUUGCCUACUGGGACGCCACCCGGGCAUUCAUGAUCCUGUCCCUCCUGGCCUGCUUCUUCGGCAUCAUCAUUGGCAUCAUGGCCUUCAUCCAUUACUCCUCGUUCGACCGCUUCGAUAAGACCUUUGCUGCAGGCAUACUGUUCUUCAUCUCAUGCUUUUUUGUAAUGCUUGCGAUGGCUGUUUACACCGGCGUAACAAUAAAUUACUAUGGUAAACGAUACGGAAGCUGGAGGUUCUCCUGGUCGUACAUCAUUGGCUGGGUGGCUGUGGUGCUCACGUUCUUUUCAGGAAUAUUCUACAUGUGUGCCUAUCGGAUGCAUGAAUGCCCGAGGAGCUCCAAUCCUCAUUAG